Molecule: messenger RNA, 4148 nt
Organism: Cheilinus undulatus (humphead wrasse)
Lineage: Eukaryota; Metazoa; Chordata; Actinopteri; Labriformes; Labridae
Gene: acsl3a
Product: acyl-CoA synthetase long chain family member 3a
Exons: 15
Coding region: 265-2424 (719 amino acids)
Biological process (GO): neuron differentiation; long-chain fatty-acyl-CoA metabolic process; long-chain fatty acid metabolic process
Cellular component (GO): plasma membrane; lipid droplet; endoplasmic reticulum
Molecular function (GO): long-chain fatty acid-CoA ligase activity
Source: RefSeq, a predicted model, not a curated record
CAAGCGUGUCACUUCCGGGACCAGUGUAAUAUCAACGUUUCGAUUAGCACCGCUGGAUUGAUACAUUUUCAGGGCGACGUUAAAGUCUGCUGUCCUCUCCUGUAGCUGUGACAAGGUGACAGCGUGUCCCGGAGUCUACUGUGGACCUGGAGUUGUUUUAUAUCCGGGAAAUACAAGUAAAGAUCUCCAGAAGACAGAGUUUCAUCACAUCUUCCCUCACGCUCUCCCCUCGCUGUUCUGCACCAUCUUCAUAGCUUCACCAAGAUGAAGCUGAAGGAGGACCUGAACCCUAUGCUGCUGCUCCUGUUCCACCUCAUGGUCUGGAUCUACACAUUCAUUACUUUCCUGCCCUCCUACAUCCUCAGCUGGAUUGCCACCCCGUCGGGAGACUCCUAUGGCUCAGAGGCAGAGCGAGCCAAGAGGGCGAAGGCCCGCUCAGUGCUGGGAUGUCCUGAGGGGCCCUACAGAGCUGUGAGCGCUAUGAAGAGGUUGGUGACGUCUCUGCAUCCAGGGAUGGACACCCUGGAUAAGAUGUUUGAGUACGCAGCCAAAAGGUUCCCACACAGAGACUGCCUGGGGACCAGGGAGCUGAUCAGUGAGGAGGAUGAGCGACAGAGCAACGGAAAGGUGUUCAAAAAGGUGGUUCUGGGUGAGUACUGCUGGAUCUCCUAUAAAGAAGUCCUUACUGCAGCCACCCAGCUGGGCAGUGGUUUGGCCGCACUGGGUCAGCGGCCAAAAAGUAACAUUGCCAUCUUCUGUGAGACACGAGCUGAGUGGAUCAUCGCUGCCCAGGCCUGCUUCAUGUACAACUUCCCAUUAAUCACUCUUUACUCCACACUGGGAGGUCCAGCCAUUGCUCACGGAUUAAAUGAGACUCAGGUCACCCACAUCAUCACCAGCAGAGAGCUUCUGGAGACAAGACUAAAGGCCAUCCUGCUUGAAGUGCCCAAGCUGCAGCAUAUUAUAGUGGUGGACAGCACGCCGACCUCAUGGCCCAGUUAUGCACGUGGAAUCAGCGUCCACAACAUGGCAGCUGUUCAAAAGCUGGGGGCAAAACCUGAGAAUGCUGCACGUGAGCGUAAGCAGCCUAUUCCUUCAGACAUUGCAGUCAUCAUGUACACCAGCGGAUCCACCGGCAUACCAAAGGGUGUCGUCAUCUCCCAUAGCAACAUCAUCGCUGGCAUCACAGGAAUGGCAGAGCGGAUACCCAACCUGUGUGAGGAGGACACCUACAUUGGCUACCUGCCUCUUGCACACGUCCUGGAGCUCAGUGCAGAGCUUGUAUGUGUCGCUCAUGGCUGCAGGAUUGGCUAUUCUUCACCUCAAACGCUUGCUGACCAGUCAACAAAAAUCAAGAAAGGAAGCAAGGGAGACACCAGCGUCCUGCAGCCCACCCUGAUGGCAGCUGUUCCGGAGAUCAUGGAUCGAAUCUAUAAGAAUGUGAUGACCAAGGUUGAGGAGAUGAACUGUGUGCAGAGAACACUCUUCAUCCUGGCAUAUAACUACAAACUGGAGCAGCUCACCAAAGGAUAUAGCACUCCUCUGUGUGACAAGCUGGUGUUCAGGAAAAUUCGCUCUCUGCUGGGAGGUCAAACCAGAGUCUUGCUUUCAGGUGGAGCACCGCUCUCAGCCGCCACACAACGCUUCAUGAAUGUGUGUUUCUGCUGCCCGGUGGGUCAGGGAUACGGCCUGACAGAGACAUGCGGCGCUGGAACUAUUAGUGAAUUGUGGGAUUACAGCACUGGGAGAGUGGGAGGACCGCUGGUCUGCUGUGAGAUCAAGCUCAAAGACUGGGUGGAGGGUGGUUAUCGUAGCACUGACAAGCCACAUCCGAGAGGUGAGAUUCUGGUUGGUGGACCGAAUGUAACACAGGGAUACUACAAGAGCGAGGCAAAAAACCAGGAAGAUUUCUAUGUUGACGAGAACGGCCAGCGCUGGUUCUGCACAGGAGACAUUGGAGAGUUUCAGGAAGACGGCUGCCUCAAAAUAAUCGAUCGUAAAAAAGACUUGGUGAAGCUGCAGGCAGGAGAAUACGUGUCCCUGGGGAAGGUGGAGGCUGUGUUGAAAAACUGCCCUUUGGUUGACAACAUAUGUGCCUAUGCAAACAGUGAUGAGACGUACGUGAUUGGCUUUGUGGUGCCCAAUCAGAAGCAGCUGUUCGCUCUGGCUGACCAGUAUGGUGUCCGUGGUUCAUGGGAGGAGCUGUGCAAUAGUAAAGCCAUGGAGGAGCUGGUCCUAAAGACCCUCACAGAGGCUGCUCUUACAGCACAAUUGGAACGCUUCGAAAUCCCUCGCAAGAUCCGCCUGAGCCCCGACCCAUGGACUCCAGAGACAGGACUAGUGACUGAUGCGUUCAAGCUCAAACGCAAGGAGCUGAAGAAACGUUACCAGGAUGACAUUGAAAGAAUGUAUGGUGGGAAGUAAAACCCAACCCAGCAUUUUUAUUCUGAAAACACAGACCAACACUUGACCCAAACACUACCAGCACACUGAAAUCCUUUCCCACCAUGACCUAUGAGGUUUAUCUGAAUACACAAGGGCCCUCAUUUAUUAAAAAUACCACAGAAAACUGAGUGUGUGAUCAUUUCCAAGCAUUGCUCAUUAGUGUAUCCUGAGCAACCUGUAACCUUAAAUGGACUGAAUUGUGCAUGUGAGCAUGAUUUCCUCUGAGACAUGAUGCUUCAGACUCCCUUUACUCCCACUUUUCAGACUGCCAAACACAAUUUCAUUCCUGACAAGAGAAGUUUCCCUUCUUUGCUGUAUUAAGAACCUCUAUGUUGUUAAGUGGGGUGAAGGCCCUCUGAUUAAUUUAUAUGAAGCGGUGUGAUAUUUAAAUGUUUUUUUUUCAGACAUGCAUUUAUUACUGCCUGGGAUUAACCAAAUAUCUAUGCACAAUUUAUGACUCAUGCCUGUCAUAAGAUGAUUUCUGUGCUAGUUUCCACACCAGAUUGAUAAAUGAGGGCCAAAAUCUCUUAGAAUUAAGGUUAAAGAUUAUGUUUUGCAAGUUUUACUUUGAGAAAAGCUGAAAAAUGCUUGAAGAGAACAGAAAACCUCCCCACCCACUGAUGCCUUCUCCCAGUUUUUAUACCCAGGUGAUUACUGACCUCUUGGGGAACUCGGUUUUUCCAGAUGUGAGUUAUGAAACAGAUAGUGUGUUAGUCUGUUGAAUUCUUUCUGAGGUGCCACAGUGGAAGCUCAGGGUUUAUGAAUAGGUUUGUUGCUUCAAUCUGUCACAUAUGAAGAAAAAAUGGCUAUGUAUGUCCCCAAAUUAACUUUUUGAUUUAACUUAAUGAUUUUAAACUCCCUAUCCUGCAGGUCAGGAGAGGGUCUGCUUUUUGUUUCUUUAUCUUUGUUCAUGUUUUCAGUUCUGUCAGUGGUUUAUUUUGUUUAGCGCCUGCUGUCUGACUUCGGUUCCUGUGGUUUUUAGACGUCUUUCCCUCGUCAGCACAUCUUGCAGUGAAAAGCACUGUUAUUUGAGGGCAAAUGAGAGCAGAUUUGUAUACAUUUUUUAAAGAAAAUGACAAAAAAUUGCAACAAAUAGUGUUAUUCUAAAAAGAAAUGAAGAUACACUGUUGUUUAGUCUAUUAUAUUUUCCUACGAUGUUAGAGUAUCAUUUUUAUGUGCUGUACAAACACUGAAGAGCACAUUGUAUUACAGAUAAAAUGACUCUGUAAACGUGUCCAGUUUGAUAAAUCUUAGUGCAAUAUUUACCAGCUCUGUCCAAAUAGUGCAGUUGAUUACAGCUGGGACAAAAAUAAAAGUGUCUCAACAUGCUUGAGUGCACUGGUUGAAAAAUACUUCAGCAGGGCUGUCAUUACCAGCUUAAAGCCUUGAUGUCACAAAUCUUUACAUGAUUAUAAGUGUUAAAAUCAAGUCUUGAAAUUGCACAAAUAUGGCCUCCUCAACAUGAGGACUCACCUGUUGCCUUCUCUUGUGAUUCAGUCACACUUUCUUAUCACUGAGUGUGUAAAGAGACAUGUAAGGAGCUGUGAUCAGCAGAGGAAGAGCAUGAUGUUUUAACUUGCAGUUGUCAUGCAUUUGGAGCUACACUUUAUUGUACCUAUAGCCUGCCUUGUAACAUAAAAUCAUCAGCUAUUUAUUUGUAAUUUGUCUUUGUAAAAUGGUUAAAAGCAGUUAAUAAAAACUGU